AUGCGCGUGGUGUCAAAGCCAACACUCGGGCGGCUGAAGGUUUCCCGUCGAUGGCUGGCCACAAGCCGACAGCUCCUGGCGCGCAAGAAAGUGGACAAGGAGUGCAUCGUGUACAAUGCCUGCAUCAGUGCUUGCGAGAAAGCGGGCCAGUGGCAACACGCCCUGGCGCUGUUCAGCGAGAUGGAGGGUAUGACCAUCCAGAAAACAUCCAUUACCUACAACGCGACUGUAAGUGCUUGCGAAAAAGGGCACGAAUGGGAGCUGGCCUUGACAAUCGUGUCUCAAAUGGAACACCAUGACGUGGAGAGAUGCUCCAUCACGUACAACGCCUGCAUGGCGGCAUGUGAUGAAGCUGGCCAGUGGCAGCACGUCCUUCAUCUCUUGGAGGACAUGAAUCGUGGCCAGUUACGGCGGGAUGCCAUCACCUACCAUGCCUGCAUCAUGUCCUGCGAGAAGAGCCGGCAGUGGCAGCGAGCCCUAGGCUGGUUUGAGGAGAUGCACCAGAAGAGGCUUGAGCACAACUCGAACACCUUCAAU
Molecule: messenger RNA, 537 nt
Organism: Symbiodinium necroappetens
Lineage: Eukaryota; Dinophyceae; Suessiales; Symbiodiniaceae
Source: the annotation of a GenBank genome assembly